Molecule: messenger RNA, 11412 nt
Organism: Pelobates cultripes (western spadefoot toad)
Lineage: Eukaryota; Metazoa; Chordata; Amphibia; Anura; Pelobatidae
Source: the annotation of a GenBank genome assembly
AUGCAGAGGUACGGAACUGCAAGAGGUGAGAUAUCUUGUUCAUUAGGUAUGUUUGUGAAGAGAACAAGCUGAGUUUCACAAAGCAGGUGCUAUGAUAGUGUGAAAAUGUGUAAUUUUUCAUUUUCAUGAUGUACCGUAGUACAUGGGGAAAUAAUAUACAGGCCAGAGUAUCAUUUUUAGAAUGAGGAAAAGAGAAUAGCAUGUAUCAGAAAAUAAACACAAUAUAGUGUAAUACUUUGAAAUCAAAAUGUAACACAUGCAGAGAAAAAGUGCACUUUCACGACUGUUGAAAGUGAUUUCACCGUACUCUGGCAUAUUCUUACAUUUGUGAAUGCACGUUUUUGCUACCGAGACUCUAUAUAUAUUUAAACUAUAGAUUUUUUUUUUUAUGGGUUUUUGGGUGUGUUACAUAUUUUCACUAUUCUCAAAUUGUAGGUAAAAAUGUUUUACUUAAACCGCAGAAAAUUGUUAACUAGCUUCGGCAUUAAAUUUUUCUAAUUUUAACUUCAUUUACUGUCAUCCGUAAACUUAUUGAACUUGCUCAAAACAGUUUGUGCCUGUGCGCUUAUACCAGAAACCAGCUCAACUUUUACAUUGAGAGAAAGACAUCAAUAUUGGCUGGUUAGAGCAGGGGUUCCCAACCCAGUCCCCAAGUACCCCUACCAGUCCAGGAUUUAGGGAUUACCCAGUUGUGUCUAAUGUGUUUUUUUCUUUCUAAUGGAAAUAUCACGGCUUUAGAGCUGGGAAACUGAAAUAUAAUUACAAGACGCUGCGUAAUAUAUUGGCGCUAUAUAGAUCCUAAAAAUAAUCAUUCUUGCUGUUUUGCAUGUGUAGAUAUAGCUGGUUUUAUAGUUGUUUUGCACUUAUGGGUAAUGAUCCAUUCUAAUGAUAAUUCUAGCUAUGAAACUGGCAAAGAUAAAAUGUGACCUUUAACACACAUUGCCCCUGCCAUGUAGAUUUUGAUCACUGCGCAUGGUGGGAUCAUAAGGGGCCUGUACAGCAAAAGCUGCCCAGUUCCUAGUUUUUAAAUUGUUCCUAGCUGCUGGCCACUCACAGUUUAGUACUGGCCAUCGGACAAACUGGGCAAAUGCCAAAUGGGUGGUGAUGGCCAUGGGCCGACAGGGGAGAUCAGAUGAUCUCUAGCAGGAGGAGCUGCAAUCUAGCGUUCACUCACCUCCACCUCCGAGGAUAAAGGUAAAAAGGGAGGGGGGAAUAUAACGUUUAUAAAAAAUGUUUUUUUUAAAUAUUCUUUAUUUUUGUUGUGCGAGCUUUACAUCUUGUUUGAAUAGCCACGACAGCCAUGACAAGCCCAACAGUAACAUUUUAUAACAUCAGUAUGGCAUUUAUGAAUACUGCACAUUUUUAAAUGGUAAGAGUCGAACAUAAAAUAAAACAUCAGCUUGUUAAUUUAUAAAGAGAUUAGUUUCUGUAUGGACAGUGGUGUUAUCGAAGGCAUAGGUACCUGGGGGGAUACUAUAAGCACGUAUGAGAAGGUCUAGUGUGUGUUAGUAUUAUGUUAUUAGUAGCAGCUUUUGCGAGACCUGCUCCCUUAGGGUAGUGUAAGCAUACAUGUGCUAUAGGGGUGCAGGGAAACAGCAGUAAUUGGCCAUCUGGGGGGCCGGUAGGCAGUAUAUGUAGUAGCUGCUAAGAUAUGGCCUAGUUUAACGCAGGCUUUAAAAAAGAGAACAGAGGGUACCGACGUGGUGCCAAUGUAGUGUGUAAAACAACUCCUCAUCAUUAAACUAAAAUAUGCUAUGAGCAGAUUGGAGCUGGGGGGUUAGUUGGUAUAGUGGAGCCAGCUUCCCGGGUUAUUCCCGGUGUCUAUAGUGGAUGACCGUGGAUGUGGCCCCUUCUUGCGUGUGCCGGAGGUUUAGAGUGGUCUAGGGUCAGUGGUCAUUUUGUGUGAAGGGUUAGCUAGAGGGGCUAACCUCUAUCUAUUAAGCAAUGGUAAUGAAAAGAGAGAACAGACAAGAACAAAAAAGUGAACAAAAACAUGAAAAACAAGAGGCGGUGGUUCAUGUGGUUUUCUUCCCAGAUGCGCUCCCGAGAUUUGGGACAAACGGGACGACAUUAGCUGGGUCCCAAGCUGUUGUAGUCGGGGGGGCCCAGUUUCGUCAUUACAGUGUCCAUCUCUGCUAUGUCCAUUACUCGAUGUUCAGUGCCCUGAUGCGGUAUUAUGAGCAUGUGUGCCGGUCCCCCCUCUGGCCACAAGUGAUGUUGUCAGCGGUCGAAGGGAUUUUCGCCAUUGCAGGGUAGUGCGAGACAGGUCUGAGAAAAAUGUUAAGUCCAUGCCCUCAAAGCUGAGUGGGUUCUUCCCCUAAUGGCACUCAUGAGUGCUGCUUUGUCUUGCUCAUUUUGGAAUUUGACAAGGAGGUCACCUGUCGCUGAGCCUGUGAGUUGUGGUUGUUUGGGUAGGCGAAACAUGCCAUCCAGCUGUAUCCCCUGGGGGGCAGCAGAGUUGCAAAAAGCCUGCAGAGGAGAUGGGGCUGCUCAGCUGGGGUCUCAGUGUCAGAGAGGCCUUGUAUUUUUAUGUGCUUUCAUCUGCGUUUAUCCUCCAUGUCUGCUAGUUAGUGGGACAGUGCAGUGUGAGCCGUGGUGAGUUCUCUCACCCACAUCUGGAGGUCUAUCACCUGAGCUGCGUGUGUUUGGGUAAGCUGCUCCACGUGGUGAGGUGAGCAGUAAACUCUUUAACAUCGUCCCUUACUUGGGAGAUCUCUGCGGAUAGUGUCUGGCGCAUGUCUGAGAGGAGACCGUGGUGACCGGGUAACCCGCUGUCGGCAGUGCAGGCUUAGCCGGCCCUCGAUAUCCCAGAUUCUUCGGGCAGUGCAGGGGGAUGUCAUCUGAGCUGUCAUCUGGAGUAGUCCUAGAUGUCAGCCGCCAUCUUAGGCCCUGUCGCGCCAUGCGGUCUCCUCAAGAGAUCACCUAUGUCCGCAGAUUGCCGAGGCCAAUCCGGGCGCAAUUUUUUAGUUUUCUUCCCCAUCAGUGUUGGGGUGUCGCUGGGCUUCUUGCCGUGUAGUUAGCAGCCGUUUUGGGCAGAAUUUUGGCCUUUAGGGGUUCCGAUUGUCGGAGAGCUGUGGGUAUGCUAAUGAUCAGGUUGAGCGCUGGCCCUAUAAAAAUAUUAAUAACAUAAAAAAAAAUACGGAAGCAAAAACCAAAAAGGUUAUGGUGGGGAACAAAUUGUGAUUGAAAACCCCUUCCACCUGUCGUCUGUUGAUAGUCAAUACAAUGUUAAACAAAAAUUUGCACACCAGUCAAGCCAUAAGACUUGCUUUUCCCACAUAAAUCACAAAUCUGCAGUGAUGUUACUACCAGAAAGAAUUCUGGCUGGGCAUAUGCAAAUUAGUUUAACAAAGAAUCACAUUUUUGCCUCAUUCCAUUUUAAACAUGGAUUCCUUUGAGUCUUUGUUUGCUGUAUACAACAGCUUUGAAAUACAACUUAGGUAAAGAUGCAAAGCCAGUGAACCACUUAUGGACAGCUGUUUCGUUGUUAAUGCAAAUCAUCAGCAUGAGGUUGGUUACUGGUUUGCUAUUGAGGGUUUUCAAUCACCAUAAGUAGCUUGCCCUGGGUGUCCCUGGUCUGGCAUUUUCCCUUUAUACGAAUGGAACCAUACACUAGCUCUCUGGUGGCCGUUCGCGGGAACCAAACCCACGAAUAGUACCAGCAGUACUUAGUGGCAACCGGUAUGGAAUUAACUUCGGCACUAGGACUUUGUGGGUUCCCGGUCACCUCAGGGGGAAUUAGCCACAAAUAUUAUGGAACUGUUUUCAGCAGCAGGUGACCGCGCGCGCGGUUCCCGAACAACUUGGUUCGCGGUAUUAAACCACUUUGAAAUCUGCUAGGAGAGCGCUUUUUAGAGGGGAGGUGCCUGAGACUAAGGGGAACAAAAGCUACAGAGGAGCCAGCUGGAGCACCCGUAUUGCGGCUGCAGGAACACCUGAACGUUAACCGGCAAAAGCACCAAACGUCCUGGAACUGUUUUGGGCAUAGGACCAUGUGUGUGGCUGGUCAGAACUAACACAAGGUGGCGUUUCCCCUACACUGCAUGGAUCUGAGCGCUAUUUGGAGAACUUGGGCGCUCAGAUCAAGGCUAUUUAAUGAUAUAUCAUUUGUGUGGGUUCCUAUUUGUUUUGUAUGUAUUUUGAUAAUUUAUGUUUUUGUGUUGAGUCACUCUCACACAGGAAUUUGUGGAAAUUUUGUGGGAGUGUUCUGGGCGUGUUUUACUGCAUCCUUGUUUUGUAUAUAAGUGAGUCAUUUGGCCAGAUUAAAUUAAACACAUUCGUUUCUACCCUUCAUCAAGUCCAGGCUGAUGUUUGGGGAACUGGGAGCUAUAAUCACUGCUAUACUGGGGAUUUGGGAGAACUACAGCGGAUAUACUCAGCCGCAGUAUAGGGGAUUCGUUAUACUGUCGUAAACCCGUGGGAGUAGUAUCGAAUUUUUCCAAAAUAAGGAAGUAAUUUCAAAUAGUGAAUUACCAUUGGACAUCUACAAGAAUUCAGAAAUAGCCAGCACAAAGUUUCUGUGAAAAUGUCAAAAAACGUUGGGCUGCUCUUAGAACCAAAGGUAAGCUGGGUAGCAAAAUAGUACCUUUUCCACUUAACUCCAUGUAGAUGCCAAAGUGAUUCAUGUAUGGGAAGGAGUUUAAAGGCGUUAGAGAUAUCUGUUUUACUCAUCCACACGUUGUGACCUAACCUCCCUUGAUGCUUUGCCAGCAUUAUGGGUGUAAGAGUAUUGUGGGGGAUGUAGUGGACCACAUCUUGAGUGUCGCAGGUUGCCUAUCCCUGUUGUAGUGAGAAGUCAGCAGAUAGAAUCAAGGAAUUGAGACUAGGUGUCGUGGAUGAGUAGCCAAGAAAUCUAUAAUCGGCCUUUUUUUUAUUGUUGAAUUUCCCAGUAGCAAUACUCAGUGGACUGGUUCUCCAGCUAAAAAAUGGAGGAAUCAGAAAAGGGCCAAUCACAAACCAUGCUCUAAUUCUUUGUUCAAAAGCAAAGAAACUGACAAGGGAUCUUGCAAGGCAGAUUGUAAAUUAGGACACUCCAAAAUAGUGGGGAGAGCAACCAUACCCAUGUGGAAACCUACCGAAAACCCAGUGCUCAAAAACUCAACUAAGUGUCUGGAAGGGUGAUUUAACAGGAGAUUCGCCAAAACGUUAAUCUUUAACGGGGGUAGUCACUGCUUGGGAAAGAACAAGUCAGGGCAUAUUGUUUUAGCAUGUGCUCUAAAACCCCUCGAGCAUACGUGAAGCAGUCUACAUGCACUAUACCCACAACCCCAUGCAUUAAAGUUAUUGCAAACUUGCAUCAUGCCCAAAAAAACAAUAGGUCGUCCAAGUUUAUCUUUCAACUCCUUUUGUGGUGGCUUGUAAGUAUAUUGUGCUGCUGCUUGGCUCAUGGAUAGAAAGCUAACAUCGUUAUGACAUAGGUUGGUGGCAUGCAAAGCACAAGCGCAAUUUGCACAACCUGGGACCUUGAGGCCCUCGAAGUGCCUGCAAAAUAAUUAUGUAUCAAGUUGGCUCCAGUCCGUAUGGACAUUGAACUGGGCCAAGGCAGCUGCAGCCUUUGCAGAAAACAACUUGUGGUAGUCAAAAUAAGCAAACCCACCGUACUUAUGCCCAAGGUCCACCAGUUUGUGCAAAUACAAGUCUAAUUCCUGCAUACGGUUCGGGUGAAUGGUGCAAACUACAUCCCUGAACUGACCGAAGGUCAACACAAACUCGGGAAUACACAAUUUUUUGUUCAGCCUAGGAUCUCUAGCUUUUAUUACUACUCUGAGAUUACCAAAUGCAUAGGACUUAUUGUCAACAACAUCUUGGGAAGCUAUGACGGGAAUACUGGUUAUAUACCAGCUUAAUGUCCUUACCUUCCAAAAUAUCCUUCCUUAAGUUAGGUGGUACCAGGUGAGCUGGGGUUACAUUGUGGUGCCUGGCCUUUUACUAUCGUUAUGGACUUUCAAUAAAUGGAACAAUUCCGCUUUCCUAGCAGUGGUAGGAUAAGGUAAAUUUUUUCGUUUUUAAUUCUGCCGUUAUUUUUGGAAUAGUCUAAGAUUUGUAGCUAGAAGCAGGGCUGGGAGGUUCGUUAAGUCUGCUGGGAGAAUUUGUCUUAGCUGGAGUGCUUGGUAGUGAUAACUCAUCACUCUGGAUCGAUCCGUUAGACAUGCUAUGAAAAAGUGAGUUUUUAAUUAUUGUUUGAAGGACUGGAGACUAGGUGAGCAUCUAACGGAGAAGGGAAAGGAGUUCCACAGGAAUGGUGCAGCCCUAUAGAAAUCUUGGAGGCGAGCAUUAGAGGUGGGAGUACGAACAGAAGAUAGACAUAGAUCUUCUGCAGAGCGUAAGGGCCUUGAUGGAACAUACUUGUGUAUUCCGGAGGAUAGAUAGGCUGGAGCAGCAUUAUGUAGGGGCGGAUGUGGGCAACGAUUUUUAAAUGGAUGUGGUUGGCAAUUGACUGGACAUGAGGGGUGAAGGAGAGGUCGGAGUCAAAGAAUACACAUAGGCAGGGAGCCUGCGUGGUGGAACUGAUGGUAGGGCCAUUAACGUGGAGGGAGACAGAAACUGGAGUGAAGACCAAAAGUUCUGUUUUGAUCAGGUUGAGUUUAAGGAAGUGAGGAGCCAUCCAGUUAGAAAAAGCAGAGAGGAAGUAAGAGACACGAGUCAAGAGGGGUGGAGAGAGAUCAGGAGAAGCAGAUAGAUUUGCGUGUCAUCUGCAUAGAAAUUAUAUUGGAAGCCAAAGGAGCUGAUAAGUUCACCAAGGGAGGCAGUAUAUAUCAAGAACAGUAGGGGACCAAGGACUGAACCUUGGGGAACACCAAUAGAGAGGGGUUUGAGAGAAGAGGCAGAGCCAGAGAAAGAAACACUGAAUGAGCACUGGUAGAGGUAGGAGGAGCACCAGGAGAGCACAAUAUCUUGUAGACCGAAAUUAUGGAGGAUGAGUAGAAGCUGUUGAUGAUCAGUUUCAAACAGUGUCAAAAGCAGGUCAAGAAGAAUUAUAAUAGAAUAGUGACCACGAGAUUUUGCAGCAAGUAGAUCAUUGGAUACUUUGGUCAGAGCCAUUUCGACAGAGUGCUGAGUGUGGAAACCAGACUGAAGCAGAUCGAGCAGAGACUUGGAUUUUAGGAAGUCUAUCAGUCUUGCAUACACAACUCUUUUAAGGAUAUUGGAAAGUUUUCAAAAUCACCUAAAAAAAAAAAGCUACUCAAACCGCAAUUUAUCAUCUCCCCAAAAAAGCCUUAAAGGGACACUAUAGUCACCUGAACAACUUUAGCUUAAUGAAGCAGUUUUGGUGUAUAGAACAUACCCCUGCAGCCUCACUGUUCAAUCCUCUGCCAUUUAGGAGUUAAAUCCCUUUGUUUAUGAACCCUAGUCACACCUCCCUGCAUGUGACUUGCACAGCCUUCCAUAAACACUUCCUGUAAAGAGAGCCCUAUUUAGGCUUUCUUUAUUCCAAGUUCUGUUUAAUUAAUAUUUUCUUAUCCCUGUUAUGUUAAUAGCUUGCUAGACCCUGCAAGAGCCUCCUGUAUGUGAUUAAAGUUCAAUUUAGAGAUUGAGAUACAAUUAUUUAAGGUAAAUUACAUCUGUUUGAAAGUGAAACCAGUUUUUUUCUUCAUGCAGGCUCUGUCAAUCAUAGCCAGGAGAGGUGUGGCUAGGGCUGCAUAAACAGAAACAAAGUGAUUUAACUCCGAAAUGACAGUGAAUUGAGCAGUGAAAUUGCAGGGGAAUGAUCUAUACACUAAAACUGCUUUAAUUAGCUAAAGUAAUUUAGGAGACUAUAGUGUUCCUUUGAAUUACUUGUAUUACAUCCCUCCGAACAGUUAAAAGCUGCCGUUAUCAGCUAUCAGCUGUUAUUAAAUCAGCCCCUAUUUUAGCCCAAUUUUUUAAAUGUGGUUUCCAAUUCAUAACAAUUCAUUCAUGAAUAAACUCGGCAGACUUUUCAACUUCAAAUUUAUUGUGCAUUUUACUUAAUCUAAUGCUCAAACACUAAUAUCCCCAAUUACUAAAUCAGUUUUUCUUUUUCAUACAAUGUGAUUUGCAUAUUUUACCAGAAUUGUCUGUUUAAUGCACAAUGUGCAAUGGUACAUACUGCAUUACAGAAUAUUCUAACCUGACAUCUUGCAAAUGUAUAAUUUUUGUUUGGAUGCACAUUAUAUUCAAAUAUGCUAUCUGAUCUCCUGUGUCUCACCUUUAUCUCCACAGUGCCGCUAUCAACCCCUUUUUGAAAGCUCUUGUUAUACAUGAGGUAGAAGAUUCCUCUCAUCAUGGACCUUUUAACUUGUCCCCCAAUAUCCAGUACUUCAUUCUACUGGGACAAAAAAACUCUUUCCUAAUUCAGUCUCUAAAAAUCAAUGACUUUAUCACCAUACAGGUCUUUCUUCAAGGUGAAUCCAAUUACUUCAUGGGUCACUCGAGAAUGAUGAAUUUUCUCAGGACUUGCUUUCAGUUGGGAAUAAUUUUGCUUCCUUUCGUAGCAAGUUACGGAUUUAGGAACUGCAUACAAAGCUACGGCAAUCAUGAGAGUUACAACUGUGUCCAUCGCCUCCUGCUGAACAUACAGAGCGCUGUGUCCGACCUACCAAACAACACCAAAUUUCUGAACGUAUCGCACAACAAUAUUGUAACCUUACAUCAGGGAAGUUUUGGUCACAUGCCGCUGAUUCUGCAGUUACGUAUAGAUUACAACAAUCUAAAGAAUAUUAAAACUGGGGCAUUUGAUAACUUGACUAAAUUGGAGAUUUUGGAUCUUUCAAACAACAACAUCUCCUUUCUUCCUAAAGACGUCUUCAGAGGUCUUAGAAACCUUACAUAUCUCUUUCUUCAUCAGAAUUCCAUUGACUUUAUUCAAGUUGAGUUACUUAGGCCUCUUGUUAGCCUAAGAUUCCUGAACCUGUCGUCCAAUUAUCUUAAGAGUUUCCACGAAAUUGUUGAGUCCAUCCAACCACUGCAGAGAUUGAAAUCACUUUUUGUAUGCAGUAACAGUCUAACGUCUCUCAGUCAUACUCACAAUCUCCCCUUAUCCCUGUCUCAACUUUUCAUUUGCAAUAACCGCUUGCAAGAAUUACACUGUGAUAAAAAUUUGUUCAUCAACGUAAAAUAUCUCGAUCUAUCAUGCAAUAAUUUGACCUCACCUUCCUUGCAGUCAUUGAACUUGACCAAGAUGAUAUAUUUGAAUAUGCAGUACAAUAAGUAUUUUGACAUAUAUAAAUUCAUUCAAAAUUCUAGUAUUUCUCUAAGCAACAUAGAUUAUUCCGGACUUGGUCUAACUAAUAGGAGCAAAAUAUCCGAAUUGUGUUAUUAUUUAAAAGGCAUUAAUAUGACCAGUCUCUCCCUGCUGGGAAAUGAGAUUAAGUUUUUGCCAGAAAACACUCUUGAAAAUUGUACAGUUAAAAAUACCGUGGAUUUAUCUAGAAACAAGAUAAAAGAUGUUAACUGCCUGAGAUUCAUGUAUAGGUCUGAAUUUAAGACUUUGAUUGUGGAACACAACCUCCUAAAGGAAUUAAAAAGCUGUGUCAAUAGAGCUAAGUUCUCAAAUUUGACAUACAUUUCCUUCCGAUUCAAUAGAAUUUGGUCAGUUAAUGAACACGCAUUCAGUUAUGCACCAAAUUUACAGGAACUGAAAUUAAACAUCAACAACAUUAUUUUUUUAAAAAAGCAUUCGUUCAGUGGCCUUAAAAGUCUGAAAUCACUGCGUCUGGAUAAUAACCUUAUACCUGAUAUAUAUCCUAAUCUUUUUGAUGAUCUGACAGAGCUCAGAAUACUCAAUUUUAGAAACAACAGACUAUCUGUUAUCUUUGAUAAUGUCUUCCAAAGACUGGGGAAUCUCACAAUCUUGGAUCUAGGAGGCAACAAAAUAACACACCUUGAAAAUAAUUCUCUUUAUGGACUUCAAAGCCUAUCCAAGCUAUAUCUGGAUGGAAAUAAGAUUCAGACCAUCAGCAGUGACACCUUCCGUAGUAUUCAGAACACUUUGCAAGUGUUGGACUUGAUGGCCAACCGUCUUAGUUUUGAAUCUUCAAGGGAAUAUUUCUCACCAUUCUACAAACUUAACAAGUUGUAUGAUAUGAAACUCCAGAAUCAGCAACCAUUUGGCCUUAUAGUCAUACCUUAUGGGUUCUUUAAAGGGUUAACAUCCCUGAGAUUACUAGAUUUGGCACAAAACAGGCUCACACAUCUCCACGCCAAUGUGUUUGAUGAACUCGGCCAAUUGGUUUAUCUGAGUUUGUCAGAUGACUGUAAUGGAAUACAGAAUCUACCCGAUGGAAUUUUCAAGAAUCUAUUUAGUCUACGUUCAUUGAAUUUAGAGAAUAUAUGUCUGCAGACCUUAAAUCCUCAUGUCUUUUCAAAUCUUACCAAGUUGAGAAAACUUCAGUUGAUGAAAAAUGCCUUAAAGCAUAUAAAUAUUGAUAUUUUAAAAAACAUGACAAGCUUAACAUAUCUUGACAUUCGAAAAUCCCCGAUUACUUGCACAUGUAACAAUGAACCACUCAAGCAAUGGUUGAGUCAGCCUCAGGUGCACGUAGUGUUUCCCUAUAACUUGUCAUGCUCAGACAAUCCCAACUCAUACUUCCAUGACUUUGAUAUCAAAGUCUGUGAUAUGAAACUCAAAUUGCAGCUUUUCUGUGUCUCCCUUACUAUUGUGCUGCUUUUUACAGUCAUCCCCAUUGUCUAUGGCAAAUCUUAUUGGCACAUCAAAUAUAAUUACUUCCUCUUUAUUGCCUGGCUACACGAACGCUGGAAAUCAAACAAGGAGAUGUACAAAUAUGACGCAUUUGUUUCCUACAACACCCAUGAUGAAGAAUGGGUCUACAAAACAAUGCUUCCAACUUUAGAGUCCUGCAGUCCUUCUCCGGCCCUCCGACUUUGUCUUCAUCACAGAGAUUUUCAGUUGGGGAGGGAUAUCAUAGACAAUAUAGUGGACAGUAUUCACAAUAGCCGUAAGACUGUCUGUGUGGUCAGUAGGAGCUAUCUCCGCAGUGAGUGGUGCUCUCUGGAAAUGCAGUUGGCUAGCUACAAGCUGUUCGAUGAGAUGAGGGAUGUUCUUGUCCUCCUAUUGUUGGAAGACAUCCCAGAUAGAGAACUUUCCACUUACCACAGAAUGAGGAAAGUCAUGCUGAAGAAGACCUAUAUCAGUUGGCCUUCAGAACAGGAAGCACAGAAGCUAUUUUGGGCUAAACUUAUAAAGGCAUUGAGAGGCAGCAACACCGUAGAAAUGGCAGAAGGUUGGAAGAAUAAUGUAACUAAACAUGCUUUGUAAAUAUGGACCAAAAUCCAAGAUGACCUUCUAUGAAAGUGUCUUCUUCAUAAGAAAAGACCUUGCGGUACCUUAUGUUGUAGAAGUGUUUAUAUUGUAAUUUACAUGAGUUAGAGAGCCUGAAUGUGACUUGAUACUAUGAGUCCAUAAUGACUUUUUUUUUUUUAUUUAAAAUAUUU